This is a messenger RNA of Bufo gargarizans (Asiatic toad), 6504 nucleotides long. RefSeq names its product trafficking kinesin protein 1 (gene TRAK1). The record is from RefSeq and is a predicted model, not a curated record. Gene Ontology annotation, molecular function: GABA receptor binding. Gene Ontology annotation, biological process: anterograde axonal transport of mitochondrion; endosome to lysosome transport; neurogenesis. The transcript has 19 exons. Bases 1088 to 3736 code for a protein of 882 amino acids. NCBI's taxonomy places the organism in Eukaryota, Metazoa, Chordata, Amphibia, Anura, Bufonidae. Gene Ontology annotation, cellular component: dendrite.
UGAGGCAUGGAGACAGCGAGCUGCGCUCUCACAUAGGACGGGAGUCCUCCUAGCGCCUGAUUCAUGCAGAGGGGAACCUCUGCCCCCUCCCCUCCAUCCCGCGCUGCAACCCCCAGGGUGUGAUCGCAGUAUCCGGCGAGACGCCCCCUUUCUUCGGACUCUGGAAUUGCUAAAAGAUUGAUCAAGGGGCGGGAGGGCUGCUAGCCAAAGAGGAAAAUAGCCGGCCGGCAAGAGCGUGCGAUCUGGGGAUCUUCUGCGACAAGUCGCUCUACACUGUUAUUAGCAGAGCUUCCAUGUGCGCCUUUUCCUGCCAGAUGUGACAUUGUGUGAGGAGCAGCCGGGGACCCCUCUCUGCUGACCCGGUGACUCCAGAUCAGGUCCUGGAGAGCUGAAUACUGCCUGGUCUUAUAUCUGACUGUCUGUGACACUAGCAGUCGAACACUUUGAAGGCCUAUUGACUACUAGACCACGGCCUCAGCACUGCUUCAACCCAUGGCAGUUUGCACAUUUUCGUGACACCUGCCAAGCUGGACCCCACAGCUGUGCAUCACGACACCUCGGCCGUCAUCGUGCCCAUUUCGCCAGUAAGCGACAAUGCAGUCCUAGCCUGUGCCGCAGGCAUUCAUGAAGAGCACUAUGUAAGCGAAGCUGUGGGACCUGAAGAUGUGCUGGGUCAGAGAGAAUACAGAGAUGCCGGCACCAUUACAGGGUUGUCAUACUAUAGAACUGUGCACAAUGACAGUGACCGUGUCAUGACCGACUAUGUGGAGGUCACCCUUUCCCAAUCCUGAACUUUGGUCCCUCUGUGGGGUGAUUUACCAGAGCAUGCUUGAAGGGAGUGCAUGUGAGCGAGUACAGGCUUCCAGAUGUGUGUAAUAGUACUGACCUUCCGGAAGUUGAAAUCAUCAGUCUAUUGGAAGAGCAGCUGCCUCAUUACAAGCUAAGAGCCGACACCAUCUAUGGCUAUGAUCACGACGACUGGCUCCAAACACCACUCAUCUCUCCUGAUGCCAACAUUGACCUUACUACUGAACAGAUUGAAGAGACCUUGAAAUACUUUCUAUUAUGUGCUGAACGAGUGGGCCAGAUGACUAAAACAUACAAUGAUAUAGAUGCUGUUACACGUCUUCUAGAAGAGAAAGAACGGGAUUUAGAAUUAGCAGCUCGUAUUGGUCAGUCAUUGUUGAAGAAAAACAAAACACUUACCGAAAGGAACGAGUACUUAGAAGAGCAAGUAGGGCAUAUCAGAGAAGAGGUAUCACAGCUGCGCCAUGAGAUAUCCAUGAAAGAUGAGUUACUUCAGUUUUACACCAAUGCAGCUGAAGAAAGCGAGCCCGAGUCAAUCUGCUCCACCCCCAUUAAGAGGAACGAAUCUUCAUCAUCCGUCCAAAACUAUUUCCACUUUGACUCAUUACAGAAGAAACUGAAAGACCUUGAGGAUGAGAACAUUGUUCUGCGCUCCGAGGCUUGUCACUUGCAAACGGAGACCAUCACGUAUGAGGAGAAGGAACAGCAGCUUGUCAACGAUUGUGUGAAAGAACUAAGGGAUGCUAGCAUUCAGAUAGCCAGCAUAUCAGAGGAGCUGGCAAAGAAAACUGAGGAUGCAGCUCGGCAACAAGAAGAGAUCACUCAUCUGCUGUCUCAGAUAGUUGAUAUUCAGAAGAAGGCGAAAGCGUAUGCAGUAGAAAAUGAGGAACUUGUGCAACAUCUGGGGGCUGCAAAAGAUGCCCAGCGCCAACUUACAGCCGAGUUGCGGGAGCUGGAGGACAAGUAUGCAGAGUGCAUGGAAAUGCUUCAUGAGGCUCAGGAAGAGCUAAAGAACCUUAGAAAUAAAACCAUGCCAAAUGUCAUAUCUCGACGUUACCACACUAUGGGUGCUUUCCCCAUGGACUCCUUAGCAGCUGAGAUAGAGGGAACUAUGAGGAAAGAGCUGCAGAUUGAUGAUCCAGACUCUCCUGAGAUGAAUGGCAAUCACCAAAAACGUGUAUUUGAAACUGUGCGGAAUGUGAACCAAGUAGUGAAGCAGAGGUCAUUGGCGCCUUCCCCAAUGAACAUCCCAGGUUCUAACCAGACCUCAGCGAUGAACUCUUUAAUGUCUAGCUGUGUCAGUACACCACGCUCCAGUCUUUAUGGAGGAGAUAUUUCUAAUAUUGUCAUAGAUAAUAAAACCAAUAGCAUUAUACUGGAAACAGAAUCAACUGAUAACAGUGAUGAAGAUAAGAAUAAGAAGCCUGGCACACCAGGAACACCAGGUUCUAACGACCUUGAGACAGCUCUACGACGGUUGUCCCUUCGACGUGAGAACUACCUCCUGGAACGCAAGUUCUUUGAAGAUGAUCAAGAACGGAAGCUGCGCAGCCUAGCAGAGAAGAGAGAACUUCACAGUGGAUCGGUAACGCCAACAGAAAGCAUCAUGUCCUUGGGUACCCACUCCUCCAGGCUAUCGGAGUUCACUGGCUUCUCAGGGAUGUCCUUCAGCAGCCGCUCUUACCUGCCAGAGAAACUUCAGAUCGUGAAGCCCCUAGAAGGUUCAGCGACUUUACAUCAAUGGCAGCAGUUGGCGCAGCCCCACCUAGGAGGAAUCCUGGACCCUAGGCCUGGAGUGGUUACCAAGGGCUUCCGCACCUUAGAUCUUGACCAGGAGGAUGUGUACUGCUUUACAGACUAUGAAGAAGACGAGACAGGUGACAUUCCUUUCAAGAGCUUAACUACCUCAAGUCCCGUCCAUCAUUCAGAGACCUCAGGUGAGAGGUCUCAAGCACAAGUGACUGUGUCUGACAGCAAGAAUUGUCCAAGCCACUCUCAGGCUGCCCCAGAGGACUUGCAAGAGCCCGCGACAGACGAUGAGGAGGGGUCUGUGCACCAUCCUGGAAAAUGUUUGUCUCAGACCAAUUCCACCUUCACGUUCACCACAUGUCGGAUUAUGCACCCGUCUGAUGAACUCACGAGAGUCACUCCGAGCCUUAACUCCAUGCCCACUCCAGCUAUUGUCAACUUCUGCAAAUCUACCCCAGCAAGCACACCAUGUACACCUAGACGUCUCAGCUUGGCGGAGUCUUUCACUAAUCUGAGAGAAUCAACAACCACUUUGAGCACAUCUCUUGGAUUGGUAAGGCUCCUGAAGGAACAGGGUAUUUCAGCAGCUGUGUACAACCCCCAGAGUUGGGAUAGGGCGGGGACGGCUUCAAUAAUGUAUCAAUCUGUUCCAAAAAUGGCUAUCAUACCUUCCACUCCUCCAAAUUCACCUAUGCAGACACCAAGCUCCUCUCCGCCUUCUCUAAACUUCAAAUGCACCAGCCCACCCUAUGACAACUUCCUGGCUUCUAAACCUGCCAGCUCUAUUCUGAAGGAGGUGAGAGAAAAGAAGAAUAUACGAAGCAGUGAAUGCCAGACUGAUGUUUCUGUGUCCAACCUAAAUUUAGUGGAUAAAGUGAAGAAGCUUGGAAUUGCCAAAGUCUCAGGCCCAACACUUGCAUCUUCUGCAUGUGACAGUCCGGUUCUUUGUGAUGCGCAGGGAUCAGUACGGGCAUUUGUUCCUGGAGGUCUUAUACAAGAAGGUAUACCUUACCCUGCUGCAACAAGUUCUAUAGGCGGAAUUCAGCUAAACACAGGAAUUAGAAGGAAUCGUAGCUUUCCAGCCAUGGUAGGUUCCAGCAUGCAGAUGAAGGCGCCAUCAACAUUGACACCAGGUAUACUGAUGGGGACUAAAUUACCCAAACAGACUAGUUUACGAUGAAGAACAUCAAGCUACUGACAACCUUUUCUGAUGACUAUAGAGGCUGUUUGCAUUAGCCCUGCAUAUUAUCUACUGAAACUUCUGCACCUUGUGCUCAUCUAUAAAGCCAAGACUUUCUUUGGAUCCCCUCCUAUCCCAUCCUUAUACUUUGCACUGACAAAUCAACAUUGUGCCUAGAUGAGAAGUGAAGAGUGUACUUUCUAUAAAUAUGUAGAUAAAUGUCACAUAUCUAACUAAAAUUAUUUAACCAGUUGGAAACCAUGGCUUACCAAGUUUGCUGUAAUAUUGUAGAUAUUGAUAAUAAUGUACAUUAAGUUAAAGGGCAGGGUGGGAUAUUGUAUGCACUGAACCUAAAGGACUGUUGGGACGGUAGAAUGCAAAUAUAGUUUUAGUAUUAAAAUUACCGACCAAGGUUUUUAUUUUAAUUGCAAGGAAGCUCUCACGUAGGGAGGUGUGAUAUAUCCUAAAGGCAUUUGAAUAUGUUGUCGCUGUGUUGUAAAAGUGUCUCCAUAUUAUUACAUUGAACAAGUCUGAUAAACUAUAUACUGAUACUAAAGGUGCAGGUCACUGGUCUCACUACUGUAAUGAGGAGCACAGUGUGUUAGUAAAGUGUAACUGUCAUUGAUUAAUUAUUAAUUUUUUAAAUAUGUAGGGCAAGUGAUAAAGUAUAUUGCAAAAAUAAUCAUAAUUUGUUAAUUUUGUACUUUUUUAUGUAAAUUUUAUUACAAAACUGCCUCGUACAUUGUCUUUUCACAGUGAGUUGCUACAGAAAACCUGUCUUUAUAGUUCAGCACAGCGCAGUACUGAACUGUGAAGACACUACAAGCCCACUGCGCUGACUGACUAAUUGGCCGCCAGGAGAUGCAGGCGAUCGGGCAGUGAUCUUCUGCAUCUUCGGGCGGCUCGUUCGUCAGCGUGCCAGGCAUACUAAUUUAACGUACACAGUCAGCGCUCACCACUGACAGUAUACAUGUCAGCCAGACAGGGCAGAGUAUAUAUGGUGAGUUUUAGUUAUAUAGGAGGGAGUGAGAUUGGCAGCAAUAAACGAGGAGGGUCUUCCCUGGAUUAGGGACAACUUCAGAGGCAGUUUUGUAAUGAAAAUAAAGUAUAUUGCAAAAAUAUUCAGAAUUACGUGCCUUACACAUUUAAGAAAUAAAAUUGACAGUUACACUUUAAGUAAAUACUGUACGCACUACUUUCAGUUCACUUCAUGCAUUUUAACUUUUGUGAACAAAAUAUCACUAAGUUGGAGGUAGCCAUUGUGCUAAUUAUUGCUAAAUUACUAAUUCCAAAACAGCAAGUAUCGGCAUGCUGCUAUGACGGAUCUGUUAUAGGACGGAUUUGAAUAGUGACUGAUGGAGUCCUAUAUAGAGGUUUUGAUUGCAAGAAUGGUGUUACAAUUUGAAUAUUAUUGCUGUCAAAACUGUGACCCAGACAGAUUGUCCUAGCGCUGGUUUGAAUAGAGCCUCUAUCUGUAGUGCCUAGUAGUUUCACAAGUACUUUAUAUAUACAUUUGGAUUUAGUUUACUUCUUAGUCACCUUAAAAUUAUUAUUUAUUAGGUUUCUUUUAGUUUCUUUCCACUUAGCACUGGGACCCAUUUCAGAUUUUACCUAAAAAGGGAUUUAAAGGUCACAAAAUAAGCACAGGAUAUAAUGAAAAGCUUAUACUCUGUAGUUGAAGUCUAGAAAUGCCCACCCCUCAUGGAAGGUAUUUAAUGAAAUUCUUGGUCAAUGGUGGGCUAAUGUUUUAUAUUUUUAUUACAAGAAGGUCAUAGAAGUGUUAGUGCACUAUUAAACUUUUUUUUUAUUGUUUAGGUUAGCUAGGCUUUAAAGUAUUUUAUUAACAGGCUCGUGAUAACUUUAGCCGCACAAUUCACCUAUAAUCAUAAAUUAUUAAAAAAAAUAUAUAUAUAUAUAUAAAAAAAAAUCAAUAUGGAUUUUUUACUUGAAUUUUGUUUGACGUUGUUCCAGGUAUGCUUUGCUAUAUCACAACAUCCUACUUGUUACCUGCAUUGAUCAGCAUAUGAAUUUUAUUAACUUCAGUUUUCAUUCACUUUUCAUUUCUUACUUGAAAAAUAUUAUCUUUCCUGUAGUUUCCAAUUUUAUGCAGAGCAGAGAAAUAUGUAUCGUGCAUUUUUUCUGUUAAUGCCAAUAGAUAGAGGCAUAUAUCUCUGGGAAUGCACAGGGACGCUGUCAUAUACAAUGCUGGCUUUAGUUAAAGGGGUUCUAUGUAAAUUGUUAUAGGUGUUUUUUAUGUGAUUUAUUUUUUUAACAUCCAUCCAUUGCUGAUGCUAAGACAAUUUUGGUUGCAUAUUAGUUAUCAUACCUGGUAAUCACUUGGCCUACAUCAUGACAUAUACUGUAUGCGAACAAUCUGUUUUAACAUGUUGUGCCUGAAGUUGAAGCCAGAACAACUUGCUGUAACUUUUCGCCUAGUCGUUGCUCUCAUUUAUCUCUUGGACAUCCUCCGAGUCUUCUGGAUCAGUGGCAUCUGAGAAUCCCGGCAUGUCAACUGGUAUUCAACAAGUAGAGAGAUGGGAGUUUCUUCCUUCUUUCUUUGUAUUAUUGACUCCUCUGGUUGUGUGCCUAUUGCAAAGCAAAUAAUCUUAACUGUAUUUUUUAUCAGAAUGCAUCUUUGGCAGUAAUUAGUCAAAUUAAGCAUUAUUAUGAAGCCCUUGUUGUGCUCCUUGAAAUAGUGGAUGUCGCCAAUGAAAAUGUUAUCACAAUUUGCUUUUCAAAUAAUAAACUUUGUGAACUGUUUAACUUUG